AUGAGGGAAUUCAGGAAAUACAAUAAUAACAAUCAUCAUCACCGAAAACACUACCAUAGACAACACGGCGAUUAUAACAACUCUCACAACGAAGAAUACAAGACGAACACUCGUCACAACAGAAUAAACAAGUACAACAACAGGAAUUCCUACCAGUACCACGAUGAGCGAGACAGCCAAGUGCGUGUGAAAAUUUCAAACCUGGAUUAUACCAUCUCGAAGAACGACUUAGUGGAACUGUUUAGCAAUGUGUGUAAAGUUGUGAAUGCCUGGAUAAACUACGACCACACGGAUAGAUCGGAUGGCACAGGCGUGUGCGUUUUCGAAAACAUCAACGACGCGCAGAAGGCCAUAGACAAAUACGACGGGUCGGAAAUCGAAGGAAUGGCAAUUAAAAUGGAAAUAGUGCAGAGGAGAAAUUAUGGCUACAGAAAGAAGUACAAAAGUAGAUGCCCUUGGUAG
Plasmodium knowlesi strain H is the source of this 462-nucleotide messenger RNA. Its product is annotated as RNA and export factor binding protein, putative. Gene Ontology annotation, cellular component: nucleus. The coding region runs from base 1 to 462 and encodes 153 amino acids. The transcript is spliced from 7 exons. The record is from RefSeq and is a predicted model, not a curated record. Gene Ontology annotation, molecular function: mRNA binding. NCBI's taxonomy places the organism in Eukaryota, Apicomplexa, Aconoidasida, Haemosporida, Plasmodiidae. Gene Ontology annotation, biological process: mRNA export from nucleus.